This is a messenger RNA of Plasmodium knowlesi strain H, 894 nucleotides long. RefSeq names its product conserved protein, unknown function. The coding region runs from base 1 to 894 and encodes 297 amino acids. The record is from RefSeq and is a predicted model, not a curated record. The transcript has a single exon. Lineage: Eukaryota; Apicomplexa; Aconoidasida; Haemosporida; Plasmodiidae.
AUGAUAAGUUUAUUUCGGAAAAAAUCCACCAAUUUGAUUAAUGCUCGUUACAGAAAGAGGGAACUGCACAUUAAGAAGUGCUAUAACUUAAGGCGGGAAUUCACCAGUGGGAAGGCAAGCGGUGGUAAGAUCGGGCGGAGAGACGUCAAGAUUGAGAACUGGGGAGAAAAAGUGAACCCACGUGUGAAUACAGAGAGAAAAGGAAGACCGACCUUUCCCGCGAGUGUAGAGCCGGAUACGGCCACAAGUGAGGAGGAUCCCCGAGACAUAUAUUUUAAGAACAAAAUUAUCGAAAAGAAAGUAGCAGACAUAAUGAUAAAAAACAGCCACAACGAAUCCUUGUUCGAAUUUCUGCCCAUGGAAGGGAGAACGAAUAAAGUUCCAAAAGGUUUCAAAAUAUGUCAGUGCCUUUUUUUAUUGGCCCUUUCUAGUGGAGUGUUACUAAUUCAUAUACUUCCAGAAGUAGGCAAGGAAAAUUACAUACGAGACAUUUAUUCCUUCGAAAUUUAUUGCUGUUCAUCCAUUUUAGUGUUCCACGGAGGGUUUAAUUCAUUGCUUCAAUUAAUUCAAUAUGGAGUACCUCCGAAGAGAAAGUACAAAGGAUUGUACAACAGCCUACGUUUGAUUUCGUCCAUAAUUCCAUUAUUUUUUGGUUUAAUAACAUCGUCGUUAUGUGAGAGUUUUCCCAAAGAUAGCAUUUUACUUUUAAUGCUAUCGUACACAUCACUGUUGUUGAAUUAUUACCUACUACACAACAAGUGCUUAGUUCCGGCAUGGUUGUUCCGACAGUGCAAGCUUUUAGUUUGCUUCGUUUUAUUUAAUUUGGUUUUGUUGUUAAUAAGCGAGGCACAGAUUUACAGGGGCAGGAAGGUUUCCAUCCAGGUUGAUGACUAA